Cuculus canorus (common cuckoo) is the source of this 1034-nucleotide messenger RNA. RefSeq names its product baculoviral IAP repeat containing 5 (gene BIRC5). The transcript has 4 exons. The coding region runs from base 57 to 506 and encodes 149 amino acids. The record is from RefSeq and is a predicted model, not a curated record. Lineage: Eukaryota; Metazoa; Chordata; Aves; Cuculiformes; Cuculidae.
CUCUAGGGCUCCCGGCAUCCUCCACGGCGCCCUCCCGCCGCCGUUUGAAUCGCGCCAUGGCGGGGGCGGAGGCGGCGCUGGCGGCCGCGGUGGCGGCGAUGCCCGAGCAGUGGCGCUUCUAUCUCGUCCCCACCCGUGCCGCCACCUUCCGCAACUGGCCCUUCACCGAGGGCUGCGCCUGUACGCCCGAGCGGAUGGCGGCGGCGGGGUUCGUGCACUGCCCCAGCGAGAACGGCCCCGACGUGGCGCAGUGCUUCUUCUGCUUCAAGGAGCUGGAGGGCUGGGAGCCCGACGAUGACCCCCUAGAGGAACACAAAAAGCACUCUGCAGGCUGCGCGUUUCUCUCCCUUCAGAAAGUUCCCACUGACUUGACGAUGCAAGAGUUCCUGAAGCUGGACAAGGAACGAAUGAAAAACGCAAUUAAAAAAAUAAUCUCUCAGAAGGUAACUGAUGUUGAAGAUGCGGCCAAGAGCGUGCGCCGUGAAAUAGAGAAUCUGAUCUCCUAGGCUGCUGUAGCGCCUCACUUCCCAUUGACAUCCAUGUCUGGCACUGCCACUUCAACUGAACGGCUGUGUUUCCUGAGACUGCUGUCAGAAUGGCUGUUGCUCUGAGAAGCAGCCGGAAUUCUCCUUCACUCACCUGAGUCUGUCCAGGAAGUACUUGGGGUUUAAGGCACUGUGUACAUAACUUGUUUUCUGUUCUUCCUGAUGGUUUAACAAGGUUUACUGCUUGUGGUUUUAUCUGUUCUAUUUUUUUCAAACCCAGCUCUUUCCAUUUUGGUGCUAUUGGUAGCUCCGGUCCAAAAACUUGUGUCUCUUGUAAGAGCUGGCGGGCACUUCCAUUUUUAUACUGAAUGCUUUUGUAUGCUUUUGGAAAUAAAAAGUGGAAGGAGUUUUAAAACUCAGGAUGUUGGCUAAGAACUUCUGAUUAUUCCAAAUCUUAGUGUGCCUGGUAUCCUUGUAAAUUUCUGUUUGCAGUUGGCUGCUGCCCCGUGUUGAUGCAUUUAUAAAUAAAAGUUGAAGGCAAACAGCCAA